This is a messenger RNA of Funneliformis geosporum, 1064 nucleotides long. NCBI's taxonomy places the organism in Eukaryota, Fungi, Glomeromycota, Glomeromycetes, Glomerales, Glomeraceae. The record is from the annotation of a GenBank genome assembly.
AUGACUACAAUAAACUGCUUGUUUGUAGACGAUUAUUCUUACGAAGACAUUUUUAAAAUCAAAAUUAAAGAAAAUGAGACAGUCGGAAAUCUCGUGGAAGCCAUCAAGAAAAGAAACAUUGGUUUUGGCGGAGACGGACUCAAAAUUCUAAAGAUAGAUCUUCCCCUUGGCACGCUGAGUGACAAACUAGCCCUCAUAGAAUCUAAAUCUUUCGUCAACAUUAAGACGUUUCUAGGAGGUGAAGAGUUGCCUUCAACAAAGCUUAUCUCUGAGUGUUUUGAUACUGGGGAACACUAUAUUGUCAUCGAUCCACCUUCUGGUCGUUUUACCUUCAAGAAAUGUGUUAGUGAAAACAAGCUCGUUGUGGGUGAUAAAAUUAUCUACAAUGAUAAUAAUACUUGCUUAGAGGGUACAAUUGUUAAUAUAUCUAAUACAUUUCAAAUCAAAUGCACAAAGGUUAAAGAAUAUUGUUUGGACUCAUUUUCUAAGUUCAUCAAACUUGCAAUUUCGCCAUAUGACAUAGAAAGCGAGCAUUGGAAAAACUUAUCGAUCGAAUUAUCAGAGUCGAAAGAAAAGUUUAUCUGGCGUGACUUUCGUCGUCGCAUGCUUAACAGAAAUUUAAAAGGUACAGAUCUAAUUGAUCCAGUGUUAGAGAGAGAAAAAAAAAAUAAUGAGGCCAAAACAGAAAAACAUGAUGCCGAUGAUAUUAUCUAUAAUCGAAUUCGUCUUUGCCCGCCUAGUAUUGAAAGAGAACCAUGCGAAAUGAUGGAAACAACCAAUUACGCAAGUAACAACGGUGGUGGUAGUACUUCAGGAGGAUGCAGUGGACCUGAUGGAAAUAAAAGUGCACUAUAUGAGCGAGAAUAUUACUUUCCAAAAGUGAAAAAUCGUAUUGUUGAAAGUUUAGUAGGUACUGAGAAGCAAGGUAGUUUAGAUCUUGGGACAUCAUCAAAGGCCGGAUUCCUAAUGAAAAAAUCUGAAAGUACCAAGACUAUAUCAGAUGAAUGGCACUUGAAAACUUGGGGUUGCGGUACUACCGGGGAUCAUUGGAUGUAUGAAAGAAG